This is a messenger RNA of Suillus clintonianus, 267 nucleotides long. RefSeq lists its product as uncharacterized. The record is from RefSeq and is a predicted model, not a curated record. The transcript is spliced from 2 exons. The coding region runs from base 1 to 267 and encodes 88 amino acids. Lineage: Eukaryota; Fungi; Basidiomycota; Agaricomycetes; Boletales; Suillaceae.
AUGUCCUCAACAGUCCCCAUCACCACAGACACCCUCCCCAGUAAUGUGCCCAAGCUCAAUGUCAAAGGCACGAACUGGGCAAUCUUCUCGCUCCGGUUCCAGAUUGCCGUCGAGGCGAAGGAGCUGUGGAAAUGUUUCGACGGAACGACGUCACGUCCCAUGGGGGCAUCUAGCACUGCCCAGGACGGAACAGUUACCGUUGUGGGGGAUUCUACUGAGGCAGUCUCUCAAAUAAUGAGAGGGAUCAAGGAGAUGGCUAGAGCCUAA